AUGAAAAAAAUUGCAUAUUGCAAGGUGGUCCUUGCCACCUCUUUGGUUUGGGUCCUUGUGGAUAUGUUUCUAUUGCUGUACUUCAGUGAAUGUAACAAAUGUGAUGAUAAAAAAGAACGAGGCCUGCCUGCUGGAGAUGUUCCAGAACCCAUACAAAAACCACAUGAAGGACCUGGAGAGAUGGGGAAGCCGGUAGUCAUUCCAAAAGAAGAGCAAGAAAAAAUGAAAGAAAUGUUUAAAAUCAAUCAAUUUAAUUUAAUGGCAAGUGAAAUGAUUGCACUCAACAGAUCUUUACCUGAUGUCAGGUUAGAAGGGUGUAAAACGAAGGUGUAUGCAGACACCCUUCCCACAACAAGCGUCGUCAUUGUUUUUCACAAUGAGGCUUGGAGCACACUUCUACGAACGGUUCAUAGUGUGAUAAACAGGUCACCACGGCACAUGCUGGAAGAAAUCGUCCUCGUUGAUGAUGCCAGUGAAAGAGACUUCUUGAAAAGACCACUGGAGAACUAUGUGAAAAAAUUGAAAGUACCUGUUCAUGUGAUUCGAAUGGAACAGCGUUCUGGAUUGAUUAGAGCCAGAUUAAAGGGAGCUGCUGCUUCUAAAGGCCAGGUCAUCACCUUCUUAGAUGCUCAUUGUGAAUGUACAGUAGGCUGGCUUGAACCGCUGCUGGCAAGGAUCAAAGCUGACAGGAGAACAGUGGUGUGUCCGAUCAUUGAUGUAAUUAGCGAUGACACCUUUGAAUAUAUGGCAGGCUCGGACAUGACUUAUGGUGGAUUCAACUGGAAGUUGAAUUUUCGCUGGUAUCCUGUUCCUCAGAGAGAGAUGGAUCGACGGAAAGGAGAUCGAACUCUUCCUGUUAGGACACCUACAAUGGCAGGAGGUCUUUUUUCAAUAGACAGAGAUUACUUUCAGGAAAUUGGAACAUAUGAUGCUGGAAUGGAUAUUUGGGGUGGAGAAAACUUGGAAAUUUCUUUCAGGAUCUGGCAGUGUGGUGGCACUUUGGAAAUUGUGACUUGUUCACAUGUUGGGCAUGUGUUCAGAAAAGCAACACCAUACACUUUUCCAGGAGGUACAGGACAGAUCAUCAACAAAAACAACAGGCGGCUUGCAGAAGUCUGGAUGGAUGAAUUUAAAAACUUCUUUUACAUCAUUUCCCCAGGAGUUACUAAGGUUGAUUAUGGGGACAUAUCCUCACGACUUGGACUAAGACGCAAGCUCCAGUGCAAACCUUUCUCCUGGUACCUGGAGAAUGUUUAUCCUGAUUCCCAAAUUCCACGCCAUUACUUUUCUCUGGGAGAGAUCAGAAAUGUGGAGACGAACCAAUGUCUGGAUAACAUGGCAAGAAAAGAAAAUGAAAAAGUUGGAAUCUUUAACUGCCAUGGAAUGGGUGGCAAUCAGGUCUUCUCAUAUACUGCCAACAAGGAAAUUCGAACAGAUGAUUUGUGUUUAGAUGUGUCCAAACUUAAUGGUCCAGUAACGAUGCUCAAGUGCCAUCAUCUAAAAGGAAAUCAGCUUUGGGAAUAUGAUCCAGUGAAAUUAACCCUGUUGCAUGUGAACAGUAACCAGUGCCUGGACAAAGCCACUGAAGAGGACAGCCAGGUACCGAGCAUCAGAGACUGCAGUGGCAGCCGCUCCCAGCAGUGGCUGCUUCGCAAUGUCACCCUUCCAGAAAUAUUCUGAGAGGUUCUAAAGAAAAGCAAGGAUUGACUGGGCUACCUCGGCUGAUACUUUGGCUACACUGUUAAGUAGCAACAGUAGAAAGUUCUGCUUGCGGAAUCCAGAGUUUGUCAGCUGUUAGAACUCCUGCAGCUUCUCAGUAGCUGUGAACCAGCCUUCCUGUAAAAGGAUGUGAAACUGCCACAAGUACUAGUGAAACUGUAUCCACUGAUGUUUACAAGAUCAAAAAAGUUUCUUCCAGCAAGUAAUUUAGAUAACAUUUGGACAGUAGGAACAUAAUCAAUGAAAUAGUCUCUCUGAAGAGCUGCAUCUGCAUAUCAUUGUCAUUUGCUUGCACAUCUGUUGUAAUGAAGAAGGUUCCAAGACUGUUUUUCUCCUACUUAGAAGUGGUGACUACUAGAUCCACGAGCAAAUGAAAGAGAGCUGGAAAACAGAUUCUGUAAUAUGGAAUAAUAGUUCUUUGGUUUAAAAAUAAAAUAAACAGGGUUUAAUGGAAAUUAAAUCAGAACUAUGAGAAGUACAAUUUGUUAUAGUGAAGUAUCAAAUUUAUAUGUAGAUUUAUACCUCAGUGGGGGAAAUAACUACAUC
This is a messenger RNA of Indicator indicator, 2265 nucleotides long. It is a transcript of the gene GALNT1, whose product is annotated as polypeptide N-acetylgalactosaminyltransferase 1. The record is from RefSeq and is a predicted model, not a curated record. The transcript is spliced from 11 exons. Bases 1 to 1680 code for a protein of 559 amino acids. NCBI's taxonomy places the organism in Eukaryota, Metazoa, Chordata, Aves, Piciformes, Indicatoridae. Gene Ontology annotation, cellular component: Golgi apparatus.